Messenger RNA from Gongylonema pulchrum, 618 nucleotides. The record is from the annotation of a GenBank genome assembly. NCBI's taxonomy places the organism in Eukaryota, Metazoa, Nematoda, Chromadorea, Rhabditida, Gongylonematidae.
AUGAAUUCCACGUCGAGCCGUUCUCAUGCCGUCUUCACAAUUGUAUUAUCGCAGCACAAGCAUGAUCCAGAAGCAGAUCUGGACUGCGAAAAGGUUAGCAAGAUUUCACUGGUCGACUUAGCGGGCAGCGAACGAGCUACAUCAACUGGGGCCGAAGGCCAGCGACUAAAGGAGGGCGCAAAUAUCAAUAAAAGCUUAACAACACUUGGGCUUGUCAUCUCGAAACUGGCUGAAGAAACGCAGAUAAGCAGGAAGAAAAACAAAGGAAAAUCGGUGAUACCUUACCGUGAUUCAGUGCUUACGUGGCUUCUGCGUGAAAAUCUUGGCGGCAAUUCAAAGACAGCAAUGAUUGCUGCCCUUUCACCUGCUGACAUCAACUUUGAUGAGACGCUGAGUACCCUCAGGUACGCAGACCGCGCCAAACAAAUCGUAUGCCAGGCGAAGGUCAAUGAGGAUCCGAACGCCAAGCUAAUACGUGAACUGAAGGCGGAAGUGCUGAAACUGCGCAGUUUACUCGAAAUGAAGGGCAUCGACAGCGACGAUCCACAGACUGAAAAGGCUGUUUAUUCCGCAAAAGAUCACGACACCAUCGAGCAGCUAAAAGGCAGUUCAUGUUAA